Molecule: messenger RNA, 1137 nt
Organism: Funneliformis geosporum
Lineage: Eukaryota; Fungi; Glomeromycota; Glomeromycetes; Glomerales; Glomeraceae
Source: the annotation of a GenBank genome assembly
AUGGUCUUUGAUGGUUCAUAUCGACCAACAAACGAUUUCUUUUACCUUGAUGUUACAGAUAUACCUUUUAAUAAUACUAUAGAGAGAAUGUCAUGGACGGACAUUACACAUUUAGACAAAGUACCAGCAAAUAGUUGGGCUUCAAGUGCAAUUGGAGGUGUAAAUCAAGAUUUAAUCUUUUUAUUCGGGGGUCAAAUGGAAUUUAAUAAAGACAAUGCUCUCGUUUAUGUAUUUGAUACGAAUAAAGAUAAAUGGGAUAAUCCAAACAUAAAGGGAGCGACUCCUUUAAGAAGGAGAAAUUUUGCUGCUGUAAGUGAUGAAGCUGGAAAAAUGUAUAUAUUCGGGGGAACUGCUGAUAAAUAUACAGGCUAUCCAAACACAACGGAUUUCAAUGACAUGACAAUUUUAGACACGGUAAAUUUAAUCUGGUAUGAAGGUUCCAAAGAAGAUGCUCCAAUACCAAGGACAAGUUAUUCCGUUGUAAUGUUACCAGACGGAAUUAUCAUUUACAUUGGAGGAAUCCAAAGGUUCUCCAAUAGAACUUAUGCAUACGUUGAUAUGAGCGAAAUUUCUAUCUAUGAUGCUAAUCACGACAGAUGGUCCACAAUGAAAAAUUUUUGCCAAAAGAUUGCAGAAGGUAAUGUUCCUGGAAUCCGAGGAGAACAUACGUCUGUUUUAGCUCCUGAUGGAAGGAUUAUCAUUUAUGGAGGCAAAGUAAAUGAUACCGCAGCCGAACCACAACUGUGCGUUUUAAAUACCACCACAACACCUUAUACUUGGUCACAACCUAAAUCAUAUUAUCCCGUUCCCGAUCUGUGGUUACACAUAGCCGUUAUGGUUGGUAAUUAUAUGGUUGUAGCAUUUGGAUUUUCGCCAACGCAUGGUCGAACAUCCGAUGUUUACAUUUUAGAUCUAAGUGAAAAUGACGUUUAUAAAUGGAUAACUCUUUUUGUAAAAGAGAAAACGAUAAAACCGGAAGAUGUAAGUUGUUAUGGUUAUAUCACUCCAAAUACAAAUGAAGAAGUGGGAACCAUAGUAGCUUUGUUGCUUGGUGGAUUCGGUGCUGGAGUUUGUGUGGCCGCUAGCAGCUAUAUAAUUUGUCGCGCUAAAUCGAACACUAAUUUAAGUCGAAUGUGA